AUGGCAUAUUCUCCCCAGAGACUCGCGCAGGCUCGCCAGCUCUUUUCAAAAACCACCAGCAACUUCUACCUACUUUCACACCUCGAUGACCCAUAUCACACGCGAGAACGUGCCGCCAAGCGUUCCGCUUUCAGUGCGGCCUGGCAAGACAGCGACGAAGAUGACAACUUCGCAUUUUUUAACGAGCAAUCACCGACCAAGCGCAAGCGAUCUCUUUUCUAUGAGGACGAUCGAGAGCCUCGAUCUGACAAAAGGGCCAGAAGUGAGUCUCCGGCUUCUACGUUCCGUUCUAGACUAUACUCAAACACGGACAAUGAAGACCAUGUCUUUCCUUCGACACCCUCCCACUACAGUGAGCCGGACAGCUGGGACAGGUACUGGGCCGUCAAACCCGAAACAGAAACACCAAACUCACGAUACAGCUUUCGACGCCGCAACAAGGAAUUUUUUUCAGAACCACCACAAAAGAAUGACAAGUCCAAGGCUGAGGCUGAGGCAUCAAAGCCGACUGAGAAUAUCCUGCCUGCUGAUAACGAACGUCCGUUGAGAGGGUGCGAUGCCUGCAAAGAACUCGGCUUGGAAUGCUCGCUUGCAUCUGACCCCGAUCCAUUCGCCUAUCCUUGCAUAACAUGUGAAGUCGAUGGUGUCUUUUGCGUCGUGAGCCCACCACCCAAAUGGAAGCGAUCAUGCGAGAGUUGCAAAGGUCGGAGGAAAGAACUCUGUUCAUAUCGCCACGCUGAUUACGACCAUUCCCAACCUUGUCUCCAAUGCCUAGACCAUGGAUUCGAAUGCGUUGCUGGACCAGCUAGACACCCACCCUUUGCACUCUUUCCCACAAGUGAACCAAGCGAGAGGAGUAGCUCUCCAAAGAUUGAUCCUCCAGCAACAUCCAACUCAUCCCAAAGAACCUCAGAACCCUACUUUCUUGAGAUAUCAAAGCCGAGCAGUUCUCCAGAGAUCGAUCCUCCAGCACGCCCCAACUCACCACAUGGCACCCAAGAGAUCGCGGUCUUCGAGGUACCCACACCGUGUCAACAACCCAAUCCCUCAACCACCCAACCAAAGAUCCGGACUCCAGAGACCAAUCCCACAAAGACCAUUUCUUGGGAACUCCCCUCCCCUCCAUUCACCAACACACAGUCCUCCGUUGUUGAGGGACCGAAGCCACACGAGGUGAUUAUAAUCCCUGAUUCAGACGACGAUGCCCCACACACCCCGGAAGGACAGAACUCCCUGAUUUAUAUUUCUGACUCUGUUGAGUCACCCAUUCGCACCACUGUAUCAAAUACCAUUGCUUCGCAGUCAGUGAACACUCAUCGAAUCUGGACUGAACUUGCUCAUCCCGUGGUGUUUCUUGCAGAUGAGCAGGAUGGAUCCCCCCCUUGCCACUGGUGCAACAACUUUGCGUAUGGCAUCAAUGGCCUUGGUCCUCGCAACCCAGAGGUCUGGGUCUUUGAUAACGGCACGAUAGUUGAACUCCAGGAUGGCCAUAUUGGUGAAGGAAAGGAGCAGAGCCGGAUGUGUGUUUCCUGUGCAUGGGAUCGAUGCAAAAUCAUACAAUGCUCCCACAAUACCCUCGAUCUACUACCUUUGCCUUUGUCCUCGAAAACCGAAGUCCGAACUGACGCUUCAAUAAUUCUACGCCAGGCAACUGAAGCUCUGAUUGACUCCAAGACUGGAAAGGCUGGCCCUUUUUUCCCUAGCCCCAUUUAUGAAUGGUGCAGUCUGUGUCGAGAGCCCGCUUUUGGAUCUUGCCAGACCGUUCAACCAGUCAAUGCCCACGCAGAGGUGGUGGACUGUGAUGAAGAAUGCAGUGGGUGUGGACUGAUGCUCUGUGAGCGCUGUCUCAACCUCACCAAGCAAUUCAAAGGUGACCUCAACGCUGUGGUUGAAUGGGGUCGUGCCCAGUCUAACCCUAUUUCCCACCGAGCUGAUGUAGAGUACCUUCUCUCAGGAGCGGAGAACAACACCAUGUACAAACUCUACAUGGAGGAGCGUUGA
Penicillium hordei is the source of this 2001-nucleotide messenger RNA. Its product is annotated as putative C6 finger domain protein. The record is from RefSeq and is a predicted model, not a curated record. The transcript has a single exon. Lineage: Eukaryota; Fungi; Ascomycota; Eurotiomycetes; Eurotiales; Aspergillaceae. The coding region runs from base 1 to 2001 and encodes 666 amino acids.